This is a messenger RNA of Notolabrus celidotus (New Zealand spotty), 1383 nucleotides long. RefSeq lists its product as uncharacterized. The transcript has 6 exons. The record is from RefSeq and is a predicted model, not a curated record. Bases 21 to 1283 code for a protein of 420 amino acids. Gene Ontology annotation, molecular function: DNA binding. NCBI's taxonomy places the organism in Eukaryota, Metazoa, Chordata, Actinopteri, Labriformes, Labridae.
CCAAGGCCUUCAUCAAAUAUAUGAUGAUCGGCUGGGAAUCGGCCAACUAUUGGACAUGGGAGUUCCUCCUCAAUAUUAAACAUUUAAAGGCAUACCCGGAAGUCCUCCGGAAGUUUGGUUGGGCUCCCCCAACCAUCGUACUCUACCUGGGCCACGCCAUCUCCUUCACGGAGUACUUUAGGGACACCCCUCUCCCCUACUGCCGACUGGGUGGCAAUAAGUCCAUCCUGGUGUUCCGAGAGCUGAAAAAGCUGUACAAACACGUGGGCCGGACCGUCCUGGGCCACCAGACCUUGGUUAAACAGGUCAAGCAGGGCAGGCUGGUGGCCAAGGAAUCCCUGGCUGCCUGCCAGAAGCUGGCCAAGGCCAAAAUUCCUUCACUCCUGGAUGACCUCGAAAAGGCUCCGCCCAAAGAUCCUAAGACGAGAUACAGGUUCUUUGGGUACCUGGCGGCGUACCUCCUUUCAAUAUAUGGGCACAGGACCGGAGUCCUCACAAGAAUGAAAGUGAAGGAGGUGAAGGAUGCGCUGGGUCACGACCAGACGGGGUACCUCAUAAAUGUCAUGGAACACAAAACGGUGAGGAAGUUUGGCCUUGCCCAGCUUUACCUCCAGCCAGAGGAAUACGGGUGGUUCCGAAAGUGGCUCCAGCUCCGAAAGAGGGCUGUGCCGUUAAAUAACCUUUUCUUCAACACCCUGGGUCGGGGGCAGGCCAGGGACAUGGUCCGUUAUUUCAGGAGGGCUUGGUCAGAGAUGGGCCUGCCGGGUGCCCUCAGCCUCCUGGAUGUAAGGACUGCUGUCGCCACCUACAACUUUGAGAGCAACGACACUGAAGUUCGACAAAGUUUGUCGAACUUUAUGUGUCACGACGUUGCCACGCAAGAGCGAUUCUAUGCGUUACAUAAGACACUGUCCCGGGCCAAGCAGAUGCGGGAGAUGUUUGUCUGCCUGUCAGUAAGGCCUGACAAAACUACCCCUGCCACAACCCCUGCCACAACCCCUGCCACAGCCCCUGCCACGAUGCCUGCCACAGCCCCUGCCACAGAGGGUCCAAGCCGCAAAAGGCCCCCCCCGUCCUCACCCCAGAGUUCAGACUCUGAGGAGAAGGAGGAGGAGGAAGUCCCGACAACCCCAAAAAAGAAGCGUGAGUCCCUCUCAAUGAAGCUUGCAAAAAAAGUCAAGGAGAAGGUUGGCUUCUCCCCCAGGAAGCAGCAAACUCAGCCGGUGCACGCCCGGCUACGGCCAAGGGUGCUCCUUAAGGACUGUUCCAAAAUGUUCAAAUAAUUUUUUUAUCUUGUGUAAUAUGUGUUCUUAUUUAUGUUCACUCUAACUUAUUAUUCUGUUCAGGUUAUUAAUAUUCUUGUUAUUUCUUCAUUCAAAUCGU